Molecule: messenger RNA, 1385 nt
Organism: Stereum hirsutum FP-91666 SS1
Lineage: Eukaryota; Fungi; Basidiomycota; Agaricomycetes; Russulales; Stereaceae
Product: voltage-gated potassium channel beta-2 subunit
Exons: 12
Coding region: 58-1182 (374 amino acids)
Source: RefSeq, a predicted model, not a curated record
AGACCAACUCCUUUUCCACUCCCACCACCGUCUGUACAUAGAUUUCCUGCUGUCGCCAUGUCCGAAGUAAAGAUGGAGUUCAAGCCAGGGAACAUGCCAUUCCGCAGACUUGGCUCUUCUGGGUUGCGUGUUCCGGUGUUCUCGCUCGGCGGAUGGUUGACCUUCGGAAACACGGUCAAGGGAGACCCCGUCAAGGAAAUCGUGAAAGUCGCAUUUGAGAAUGGAAUUAAUAUGUUCGACGAGGCGGAAGUUUACGCCAAUGGAAAGUCCGAGGAGGAACUAGGACGCGUGAUUCAGGAGCUCGGCCUGCGUCGUACUGACCUUAUCGUCACUACGAAGUUGUAUUGGGGUGCCGCGCGCAAGGGACCAAACGACCAAGGUCUUUCGAGGAAACAUAUCAUUGAAGGGACUCGCGAGGCUUUGGAACGACUCCGCCUCGACUAUGUCGACGUUAUUUUUGCACACCGUCAUGAUUUCACAGUUCCUAUGGAGGAGAUCGUACGGGCCUUCAGUUGGGUCAUUGACCAGGGUUUGGUACGUCGCUUCCUAAGACGACAAAGUUUUACAUCUAGUUAUAAUGUGAAGGCGUUCUACUGGGCGACCUCGGAAUGGUCUGCCCGAGAAAUCGAGGAGGCUCACCACGUCGCGGACAAACUUGGACUGCAUGCUCCAAUUGCAGAGCAGUGCCAGCACAAUUUGCUGCACCGCGAGAGGCCCGAAGGAGAGUACGACCCCUUAUACAGGAAGUACAAUAUAGGGACGACAGUAUGGUCUGCCUUGUCUAGCGGUCUUUUGACCGGGAAGUACAAUGACGGUGUUCCCGAAGGCUCUCGCUUCGACACAAACAAGAAUUUCUUCAAGGGCAAGGAAGAAUUCCUCAAAUCUGAAGAAGGCCAACAGCAGAUCGCGAAAGUCAAAGAGCUCACGAAGCUUGCGGAGACAGAACUCAACUGCAAAGUUACACAUUUGGCGCUGGCGUGGGUAGCCAGAAAUCCAAACACUAGCACUGUCAUUCUGGGCGCUACCAGUCCCGAACAAGUUUUGGACAAUCUGAAGGCCAUUGAUAUCAUCCCGAAGCUCACGCCAGAAAUCCUUGAGAAGAUCGAGGCGAUUGUUCAGAACAAGCCGGCGCCACCCUCUUCGUACGGACGCCCUCCCUUGGACCGCCUGGGAAGGCUGUAAAUGGGUACAAAAACCGGAAUGUGAGACACAUCCGUAGGGGCUAACAGUUCUCCGUCGACGGCAUGGUACUGUUCCCCUCUCAGGCGCAGUAGAAGAUGAAGGCGCCCAUCGUGAUCUAGCGUCUUCGAUGAUUGUAUAGCGUGCGUAGAAAGAAUUGUACUAGUUUGUGGUCUCCCUCCUUGUGAAAAAGAUGAAUUGUUCGC